AAGGGAGCGGCGGCGGCGGCGGCGGCGGCGGCGGCGGCGAGAGCGGCCGGGAAGGACGGAGGGAAUCGUUCCCCGCUGCGCGGCACUAGCCGGUGAGCCGAGCUCCCCUCCUGCUGCCGCCAUGUCCCGGCGCAGCCAGCGCCUUGUCACCAGCCGCUAUUACCCCGGGGACGAUGAUGCCACGACCAGCAGCAGCAGCACAUCUCUGCUGGGUGGGACACAGCUCCCCUUCAAGGAGACCACCGGCAGGACGAUCAGGAGGAAAUCGAGUAGCACAAAGCGCCUCUCUCCCGCCCCCAGCACCCAAACCUCCUACUAUAGCGAGUCCAUGAUGAGCGAGUCCUACCUGGGGGGCAGCCGGGGCCUUGCUGCCCUGGGCAGCUCCAUGCUGGAUGAUGACCUGGACAGCAGCACAUACUGGGGUGGAGAGCUCUCCACCAGAAGGAGAAGAGGCACAGGGGACACCGAGUCCAGUAAGAUCAAUGGGGUGCUGGAGAGCAAGACGUACGACACCUACACAUCUUCAUCUGGGUACUCCUCGGAGGACGACUACGCUGGUCACUAUUACUCAGGCCAGAGUAGCUCCGGGUCAGGUCUGAGAACUGCAGCCUCCCGGGUGGGCUCCUUCCUCUGGCAGGUGUUCACCUCCCCAGUUCGAUUCAUGGGGUGGCUGUUCUCGGGGCUGGCAGGGGCCUGGCGCCGCCUCACGGGCACGGCUUCCCACCUGGACAGCGUUCCCUUCUCCAGGCGCUACCCACGUCUGAAGAGGUCCCUGCUGCUGCUGCUGCUCCUCCUGCUCCUCGCUGCUGCCGCCUACGGAGCUUGGUACUUCUACCCGUACGGGCUGUCGACACUCAGCCUGCCUUCCUUCCCGUGGUGGGGAGCUGGAAAGCUUUCCUCCUCCUCCUCUGAUGUUCCUGGGGCAGGGGACCUGACCACGCUGGACCAGGGGGGACACCGACUCCUGGCUCGCUUCCAGUCCCUGGAGAAGCGCUUUGAGGCCCUGGAGGCCGAGCUGUCGCGGUGGGAGCUGCGUCGUGGGGCGGCAGCAGUGACAGCAGGGGGAGAGCCACCCCCGGGGGACAUCCUUGCGCUGCUGGAGGGGCUGGUGAGCCGCCGGGACGCGGGGCUGAAGGAGCAUCUCCGCUCCGACAUGGCCAACCAGCUCCAGGGCGAGCUGGAUGUGCUCCGGGCCCAGGUGCAGAGGGAUUUAGACGGGCGCCUGGGCAAGAUGGCACAAGCUUCCCGGGAGAUGGAAGCACGCUUGCUGCAGCUGAACUCGGAGUGGCAGAGCUCGGUGCAGGAGAGCCUGCGGGGGACCUUCCAGCAGGAGGUGAGCAAGCUGGAGCAGGAGGUGGCAGUGCUGAGGAGGGAGCUGGCAAGCCUCAAGUCAGACCAGGAGGUGAUGGGGAAGCACGUGAAGGGGAUACUGGAGCAGCUGAAGACAGUGCGGGCAGAUGUGGAGGCACAGUUCCCAGUGUGGAUCAGUAGGUUCCUGUCACGGUCCCAGCAGGAUGGUGCUGCUGCCUUCAUCCUCCAGCGGGAAGACUUGCAAGCAGAGCUCCAGGCUCUGGAGCAAAAGAUCCUUGCAAAAGUCCUGGAGGACCGGAGACUGUCAGCACGGGAUGCUCAGGCUGGCAUUGGAGUGGCCCUGCGGCAAGGAGGGGCUGCAGGAGUGACAGAGGAGCAAGUGCAUCUCAUCGUGGGCCAGGCCCUGAAGCGCUACAGCGAGGACCGUGUGGGGAUGGUUGACUAUGCCCUCGAGUCAGCAGGGGCCAGCGUCAUCAACACUCGCUGCUCGGAGACCUACGAGAUGCGGACGGCGCUGCUGAGCUUGUUUGGCAUCCCCCUGUGGUACCACUCGCAGUCCCCCCGUGCCAUCCUGCAGCCAGACGUCAACCCUGGGAACUGCUGGGCAUUCCGUGGCUCCGAGGGCUUUGCUGUCGUCCGCCUCUCCAGCAUUAUCCGCCCCACGGCCGUGACGCUGGAGCACAUCCCGAAAGCCCUCUCACCACAGGGGACCAUCCCCAGUGCCCCCAAGGACUUUGCUGUCUAUGGCUUAAAGGAAGAAAGAGAGGAGGAGGGCCUUCUCCUUGGGCAGUUCACCUACGACCACGAUGGCGACCCCAUCCAAACAUUUUACUUGGAGGGUGACUCCGUGGGCACAUACCAGCUGGUGGAGCUGCGGGUGCUGAGCAACUGGGGCCACCCCGAAUACACGUGCAUCUACCGCUUCCGCGUGCACGGGGAGCCGGCGCACUGACCCCGGCCCGGCGGGAUGAGGACGCUGCCGGGCUGGCAGCAGGAGGGGACGCGGCUGCUUCACUGCUUCGCACCUAGAAACCCUGGCACGUGCCAGCAGCCGCCCCUGGAAGCUGCUCCCCUGGGGGGAGGAGAAGAGCUGGUGUUGAAGGGGUGAGGCUUUCACUCUUCCAAGGACCGGGGUGGUGAGGCAAGAGCAUCCCACGUGGGUCCUAGCGCAGCCUGGCUUGUUUUCAGUGCAUACGGGACAUUUUAACUUUUUAAGCUAACUUUGUAUCGGGUUUGCGCUGCCCCUCUUCCCUGUUGUCCCACUCCUUUCUAGCAUGGCCAGGGCUUGGGAAAGGGGUGUGUCAUUUUGUGAUGUGCUUCAUGCGGGCUUGGGUGCAGGAGAUGGGAGUGUGGGACCAUGGUGCCUGACUCGGUGCUGCCACAGUAGGUGGGAGCCACUGGUCGUGGCCACCAAGUUCCCUCCACACAAGGGUCACUUCUCUUGCCUUGGCGUUGGUUUGGGUAAAGAUUUCCAGCCCUCCAAUGCUGGGCUGGCAGAGAGGAAAUAAGACAGUAUUAAUGAAGUAUUAACAUAAAACUAAUGGUUUGAGGCAGCAGGAGGAGAGGCACAUGGCACAUGUUGGUGGCACAGCCCACCUGGGUGUGUGCUGCCAUCCAUCCACUCAAGCCCUCCUGCUGACAGUAGCUGAGUUGGGUCUUGCUGAUGCUGUUGGCCUCCCUGGCUGGCUGCCUCCCCAGUGUUAAGCUUGGUGAUGCUCUUGAAAAUUCCUGUUGCCUGCUUUUCUUUUGGGGUUUAUUCUGAUAUUUUUUUUUAAAG
Camarhynchus parvulus is the source of this 3088-nucleotide messenger RNA. It is a transcript of the gene SUN2, whose product is annotated as Sad1 and UNC84 domain containing 2. Bases 122 to 2263 code for a protein of 713 amino acids. Lineage: Eukaryota; Metazoa; Chordata; Aves; Passeriformes; Thraupidae. The transcript has 18 exons. Gene Ontology annotation, cellular component: meiotic nuclear membrane microtubule tethering complex; nuclear envelope. Gene Ontology annotation, biological process: nuclear envelope organization. The record is from RefSeq and is a predicted model, not a curated record. Gene Ontology annotation, molecular function: protein-membrane adaptor activity.